CUAGCUCCCUUCCGUCGGGAUCAGGCUCAGUUUUCUCUCUCUUCCAGCUCGCCGGCGGGAGACCGACCUCGAUUCGCGGUGUUUCGCCGCAACGCUGGAGGUGCCAUCCUUUAGGAAUAUCUGCAAAUGGCAAGUUAUCUUCAUGAUAGUCUGUUGGAAAUUUUCUUUUGAUUGGGAUGAAUUCCUGAUGCAUAAAAUACAAUGGAUACAAGAGAUGGUGUGCAAAGUGGUGCUGGGGAAAAUUUGGUCAGUAGCACAGAUGAAGUGCAGAACAGAGGUGGUGACUUUACUACCACUGAAACGACUGUGAUAGGGAAUGAAGGUGAUAUCGAUUUUGAACCACGCAAUGGUAUAGAGUUUGACUCGCUUGAAGCAGCUUAUUCAUUUUACCAGGAAUAUGCCAAGUCUAUGGGAUUUACCACCUCAAUAAAGAACAGUCGACGUUCAAAGAAAUCGAAAGAAUUUAUAGAUGCCAAAUAUGCAUGUUCUAGAUAUGGGACCACACCAGAGUCGGAAAGUGGUAGUAGUCGACGGCCAAGCGUGAAAAAGACUGACUGCAAGGCCAGCAUGCAUGUAAAGAGAAGGGCAGACGGGAAGUGGAUUAUUCAUGAAUUUGUCAAAGAUCAUAACCAUGAGCUUUUACCAGCACUGGCUUAUCAUUUUCGAAUUCAUCGAAACAUAAAAUUGGCUGAGAAAAAUAACAUUGACAUCUUACAUGCUGUUAGUGAACGAACAAGAAAGAUGUAUGUUGAGAUGACUAGGCAGUCUGCUGGGCAUCCGCAUGCUUGUGCUCUUCAUGAUAAUAUUAACCAUCAAUCUGAUAAAGGACGAAGCUUGACAUUAGAUGAAGGGGAUGGUCAAAUCAUGCUUGAGUACUUUAAACACAUUCAGAAAGAGAAUCCAAGCUUUUUCUAUGCAAUUGACUUGAAUGAGGAACAGCGUCUGAGAAACUUGUUCUGGAUUGAUGCCAAAAGCCGGAAUGAUUAUGCCAGCUUUAAUGAUGUUGUAUCUCUUGAUACGUCUUAUGUCAAAAGUAAUGAUAAGUUUCCAUUUGUGCCAUUUGUUGGGGUAAACCAUCAUUCUCAGACUAUGCUGCUUGGGUGUGCAUUGGUUGCAGAUAAAACUAGAUCAACAUUUGUUUGGUUACUGAAGACAUGGCUUCGGGCAAUGGGUGGAAACUCUCCUUUUGCGAUACUCACUCAUCAAGACAAAUGCCUGAGGGAAGCCAUUGAAGAAGUCUUGCCACAAACCCAGCAUUGCUACCUUCUAUGGCAUAUAUUGGAAAAAGUCCAUGAAAAUCUUUCUCAUGUGAUAAGCAGUCAUGAGAAAUUUCUGUCAAAAUUCAACAAAUGCAUCUUUAAAUCGUGGACUGAUGAACAGUUUGAUAUGAGAUGGUGGAAGAUGGUGACAAGAUGUGAACUUCAAGAAGACGGAUGGGUUCAGAUGCUGUACAUGGAACGGAAGAAGUGGGUUCCUACUUUUGUGGGGGAGAGUUUUCUUGCUGGGAUGUCUACAGCUCAGCGUGUGGAUAGCAUGAAUUCCUUCUUUGACAAAUAUAUUCACAAGAAAAUAACUGUUAAGGAGUUCUUGAGACAGUAUGCUAUUAUUCUGCAGAAUAGGUAUGAAGAGGAGGCAAUAGCUGAUUUUGAUACAUGGCACAAGCAACCUGCACUCAAAUCACCUUCGCCAUGGGAAAAGCAACUGUCAACAGUCUACACUCAUGCAAUUUUUAGGAAAUUUCAAAUUGAAGUUUUAGGUGUGGUUGCAUGCCAUCCCAGAAAGGAGAGUGAAGAUGGAGGGACUGUAAAAUACAGGGUUGAGGAUUUUGAGAAAAAAGAGUACUUCAUGGUUACGUGGAAUGAAGUGGAGUCAGAGGUCUCUUGCUUCUGUCAUCUGUUCGAGUAUCACGGAUUUCUUUGUAGGCAUGCAAUGGUUGUUCUUCAGAUCAGUGGUUUUCCAAGCAUCCCAUCUCGAUAUAUCUUGAAGAGGUGGACAAAAGAUGCAAAGAGCAGGCACUCGCCAGUUGAAGGAACCAAAAAGAUGCAGACAAGGGUGCAACGUUAUAAUUACUUGUGUAGGCAAGCUAUUGAAUUGAGUGAAGAGGGAUCAAUAUCUGAAGAGACUUACACCAUUGCUUUUCGUGCACUUGUGGAGGCUCUCAAGAAUUGUGUGGAUGUUAACAAUUCUAAUAACAGCAUGGCAGAAUGCAGCACAAGCAUUUGUGGUCUUCGCGAAAUGGAGUCAGAGAAUCAGGGAGUCACUGCUAAUAAAUCGAUUAAAAAAAGAAACGCAAAUAAGAAGAGAAAGGUGCAAGAAGAGUCGGAUGUUCUACUUGCUGAGGCGCAAGACAGCUUGCAUGAAAUGGAAAACCUAAGCACAGAUGGAAUCACUCUAAAUGGGUAUUACGGCUCCCAACAGAAUGUGCAAGGACUGGUACAAUUAAACUUAAUGGAACCACCACAUGAUGCGUAUUAUGUUAGUCAACCAAGCAUUCAGGGGCUGGGGCAGCUGAGCUCACUGGCACCUAGCCAUGACGGAUUUUUCGGGACUCAACCUGCCAUGCACGUGCUGGGACAAGUUGAUUUCCGAACUCCAUCGACUUUUAAUCGCAGCUCGCCGGAUCAAUCGCACCUGAGACCUACACAUGUGCAUAGCAAUUCUUCAAGGCAUCCUUGAUUCGAAUACUUGUUUCAUAUAUCUGGCACAGUAUUCUCUGUGGAAACUAUGCAAGUGGUCCAGCAAUUUCCAGCAGUGUAUUUCCAAUGGGUUUUAGAUCAAGAAUCAUCAGAGAAAGUAAAUAUAUACAACAUGAAAUAGAAGCAUUAGGAAGAAGCAGAGUGCUGACAAAUCUUUUAGGGCCUUUUCGGAUCAAAUAUCGAACCUGGAACAAGAUAGUAACACCGUCAAGAUCUAAGAGCUGUGUUUGGGAUCCAUGUGGCAGAUUUGUCCUGCAGUAAACUGUUACCACCUUAACUUAGGUUUAGAUAGAUAUUCAUACUUAAAAAACCUGUUCAUGGUGCUGAAGGAAUGACUGUCCUGGAUAAGCGCUCAAGACUGUUUGGGGGAGCUCAUGGUUUAACAGAUUACUUUGUACAGAGUCUUUCAUAACCUAGAGAUUGAUGGACUUUACGAUGCUUAGGUACAAAGUGUGCUCUACACUUUGCCACAUUACUUUUUCUGGGGAGGUGAUGAUGCGGUCGUUGAAAAGUUUUCUUAGAAUCCAACAUCCAGAAAGGUGGAAGCUAUAUUGUAUAUUGCUGGCCGUGGAAACAGUUCGAGAAAAUUUCAUAUCACAUUUGUUGCCCCUCUCAAUUUUUCAGUGUCAUUUUCUAAGUUUUAGGUUUGCUGCAAAAUACUCAUUUCAUAUGCUGGAGAAGAAAAUGCUUGUACUAUCUGUAUAGCUAUUAGCUAAGUGAAAACACCCUCCUCACUUUCAGUGAAUAUCAAUUUCCUUUU
This is a messenger RNA of Rhodamnia argentea, 3456 nucleotides long. Its product is annotated as protein FAR-RED IMPAIRED RESPONSE 1. Gene Ontology annotation, biological process: regulation of DNA-templated transcription. Bases 202 to 2676 code for a protein of 824 amino acids. Lineage: Eukaryota; Viridiplantae; Streptophyta; Magnoliopsida; Myrtales; Myrtaceae. The transcript has 8 exons. The record is from RefSeq and is a predicted model, not a curated record. Gene Ontology annotation, molecular function: zinc ion binding.